CCAUGUCGAAAAAAUACUUCGAACGUCCAUGUUCCGAAUGGAAUAUUGUGGAUUCUUGAGCGAAUGUGAAGAGAGACAGUUCAAUGAAUUCGAUGAGAAUAUAUCAUAUUAUCUUUCAUGUCUUGAAACUAUAUCUAAAGAAGAAGGACUCAGAAGUAAAAAAGCCAAAGCUUUGCUCGAUCGAUAUAAAAAGGCGAGUACUGGGUUUUGGGGGGGGAAAUGGGUGGCAAAGGAUUCCCUGAGGUUUUUUGUCACCGGCGGUAUUGAGGCACAG
Molecule: messenger RNA, 274 nt
Organism: Acaulospora morrowiae
Lineage: Eukaryota; Fungi; Glomeromycota; Glomeromycetes; Diversisporales; Acaulosporaceae
Source: the annotation of a GenBank genome assembly